Messenger RNA from Thecamonas trahens ATCC 50062, 1291 nucleotides. RefSeq names its product glutathione S-transferase domain-containing protein. Bases 112 to 1164 code for a protein of 350 amino acids. The record is from RefSeq and is a predicted model, not a curated record. Gene Ontology annotation, cellular component: cytoplasm. Gene Ontology annotation, molecular function: glutathione transferase activity. NCBI's taxonomy places the organism in Eukaryota, Apusomonadida, Apusomonadidae. The transcript has a single exon.
AGCAAAUGGGGAUGGGGCCUUCGUCGACGUGCCGUCAUCACUUGAACGUCAUCACGUGAUGACGUGAUGUCCAACCAUUUCGCCACAAAAUGAGUAGCGCCGGUGGCGGGGAUGUAUCACGGUGGUUUGAGUCACACACACUCACAUCACAUCAUCAUGAGCAAAAGCGGUGAAGGCAAUGUGUCUUGGAACAAGGACGUGAAGGAGGGCCGGUACGAGCGAAAGGACUCGCUGUUCCGGCGAUGGAUCGAGGCAGACCCCGAUGCGGAGUUCCCGGCCGAGGCUGGGCGGUAUGUGAUCUAUGCUGCGAUGGCGUGCCCGUGGGCAUGCCGGACGCUGGCCAUGCGCGAGCUCAAGGGCCUGACCGAGGUCAUUGAGGUUAACAUUGUCGACGUCGUCCUCCCGGACACGGGCUGGACGCUUGAGGCCAAGGAUGAGGGCGCAACGGGAGACACCAUCAAUGGCCGGAAGCAGGUCUCUGAGAUCUACUACGCCGCCGAUCCCGAGUACGAUGGCCGGUUCACGGUUCCCAUCCUGUACGACAAGGUCAACGACACCAUUGUCAACAACGAGUCGUCAGAAAUCAUUGUCAUGCUCAACUCGGCGUUCAACGCGUUGUCGGCCACGCCCGAGGCCGCGGCGCUCGAUCUGUAUCCAGCUGAGCUGCGCGACGAGAUCGACGAGGUCAACGAGCGGGUGUACCACUCGCUCAACAACGGCGUGUACAAGUGCGGCUUUGCCAAGACUCAGGAGGCGUAUGAGGAGGCUUUCCACGCCCUCAACGACACGCUCGAGUGGAUGGAGGACCGCCUCGCCUCAUCGCGCUACCUUGUCGGCUCGCGGUUCACUCUUGCCGACAUCCGCGCCUUUGUCACCCUCAUCCGCUACGAUCCGGUCUACGUCACGCACUUUAAGACCAACAAGCACCGCAUUCGCGAGCUGCCCAACCUCUGGGCCUACACCCGCGAGAUCUACCAGAUGGCCGACGGAAAGAUCGCCUCCACCGUCAACUUUGACCACAUCAUCCGCCACUACUAUUGCUCCCACAACUCAGUCAACCCGACAGGCAUCUACGCUCUCGGCCCCGACCCCGCAGACCUGCUCAAGCCGCACAACCGCGACUCGCUGCCGGCCGAUCCUCUCCCCAUUGUCCAUGACCCGUAGGCUCGACAACCGCCCGUCACUGCACCCGUCGUCGCGCCCGAGUUGCCCACAUCUGCCAGGUGGCAUUCAAGUUGACACAGACAACACUCUACCCCCCUCCCAUGACGUAAACAAUGCUGAUCCACGA